Molecule: messenger RNA, 425 nt
Organism: Aphanomyces invadans
Lineage: Eukaryota; Oomycota; Saprolegniomycetes; Saprolegniales; Verrucalvaceae
Exons: 2
Coding region: 57-275 (72 amino acids)
Biological process (GO): attachment of spindle microtubules to kinetochore
Cellular component (GO): DASH complex; mitotic spindle
Source: RefSeq, a predicted model, not a curated record
GCAGAAUCGAUGAAGAGUGAGCUGCUCAUCGAGGAGCACUUGUACGCAGGAACCUCAUGUCAUCGUGUGUGCUAGACCCAUACGAAGAGAAGCACAAAGCCCUCCUACAACGCAUCACAGGAUCGGUUGGUCGUCUGAAUGAUGUGAUCAAAGAGAUCAACACACAGCUCGAGCAAAAUGAAAAGUACUACGCCGACAUGGAGUACGCAAGCAACGUUUGGUGUGGCUACCAAAAGCGCGUGCAGGCAUACCGUCCAUCAAGACCCUCUCCGUGAUCACAAAGCGCCUAAGUUUCGACACACCAUUCAACGGCAGUGUUGCCUCCACUUACACUCUUCACGACCCGUGUGCCCAAUCCCGUCCUCGCCAUCCCAUGAAUAAAUAUCUGUUGUCCUUGCUAAUCGAGCCCGACAAACCAUGCCACA